GAGCGCUCGGAGAUGGAAACAAUCGCCAUCGAGCUCGUGCAUUGCUCGAAUCGCGGCUGGCCGGGCCGCAGCGGUACUUCGGGGACGGUACUGGUUUAACGGAGAAGAGCGAAUAUUUUUUUUUUCUUCGAGAAAAAUGCGAUUUUUCCGGACGAUUUUCACGCUCGCUUCGUCGAAUUGAUUUCGGAUUUUCGCGCGAUAUUUUCCGGGUACUGUUCGGGGUAUCGGCGGUACCGCUAAGGGAAGUCCGCCGAUGGCGAUUUUUGGUUUUGUCAGUGCGAAUUGGUCGGGUGGUUUUGUUUUCUUCUUGACUGGAUUAUUUGAAUUGUGAUUCGCUUUCAUAAUGAUGCAAUUUUCGAUGGACCAGCUGAUAACCACCAUAGCCCUCCCAACGGUCUCCAUCCUCUUGAUCUGGACCAUCGUGAUAUUCCACAAAAACCGCAAGAAAUGGGGCCCGUACGACAUACCCAUCGUCUGCAUACUGAUCCUCUCCGUGAUGAGAAACCUCGGCGUGCUCAGCUACGUGCUGGUCAACUCCCUAUCGGACCCCAGGACGUUCUCCUUCGAAUACUGCAGCGUCGUCGUGUGGAUAUUCAACUCCAUCCACACGUUCCAAGCCAGCUCGCUGACCACCGUAGCGGUGAUAGGCCUGUUCUCGCUGAAGCUGCACAAGAAGCGCCGCAACCUGCGCAGCUGCCUCACCUCCACGCACGUGGUCUACCACGUCUUCUGUCUGACGACGUUGUGCGCGUGCGUCGGCGUCGCGGCGGUGCUGGCCCAGCACGGGCUCAGUCCGAGGUUGAUCCAGCGCGCCGUCUUCGAGUGCAAAUUCAUGCCGUUCGAUUUGGACGUGAAGUUCAACAUCUUCAUACUGGCCUUGCACAUGUUUCUGUCGGUGGUAUCGUUCGCUAGUUUCCUCAUCGUUUGCUACAAAUCCUGCCAGAGCGAGGCGGAUUUCAAGUAUGUGAAGAAGUCCAAUUCGGACAUCAGCGAUUUCAGCUUGGAGAACACGCUGAGCAAGGAUAAUAAGGAUUUCUACGAUGCCUGCACGUUGCAGAGGGGUGCGAACGAUGGGAAUCAAUUCGGGCACGGCGAUUAUUGCGGUAAUUGGAACUCGGAUUUGUCCAAUACGGUGAGUUCGGUGAAUUCGAAGAGGCCCUGCUUGGAGGAGAGCAUUAGAGAAACGCGGGACGACGAGUACAGCAGGACCGGAUUGGAAACCAUCCAUCCCAUACUGAUCGUUUGCUACUUGUUCUACCAUUUACCCAUUAUCGUUCUAUGCAUUUAUCCGGAUUUGAUAUUCCCCUGGAGAAUAACGGAUAUCGCCUUAUGGUUGGGUAUUGUCCAGGACAUUCUUAUGCCAGUCGGAUUGGGCAUCGUAGAUUCCAGAUUCUGUAAAUGGGUGUCGAGCGUAUACAGAUGUAACUCCGCCGUAGAAGAUAAACUACCUCAUGCGGGUUUAGCAGGAAAGUUCCGUCCCUUCAGCCUCGGAAGCCAGCCGCAAAGUCUGGAAAUCCAGAAUACCGAAGGAAACCACCCAAUUUUCCAAUCGGUCGAGCACAGAUUUCCAAUCACCAACGGUUCUUUAUACACCAGCAUCGACGGUAGAUUACCGGUCAUCCAUAAUUACAGGCGCAACAAUAAGGACAACAGAAAAUGUUCGAAACCAGACAAAAAUCAAUCCUUCCACGGCGCGUUGUCGCAUCACCGACACGAUCACUUCGACGUUCCGACGAAGUUCCCUUCCUGCUCCACCUGCAAGACCGACCUGUGCCCCAGCCACUCCAAUUUACACCACCUCAGCACCAGCUACAUCAACAAACAGCUCAACCAACAACUCAACCAACUCAACCAAUUCAAUUGCCAGCUCAAGUCCGACGCCGCCCUCAACUCGCCCGCGCUGCACUUCAACCUGUUGAACCAAAAAUCCAUGGUCGAUCGGAUUGUCCACAGCCAGGAAUCCCUGCACGCGGCUCCCAACGUCGAACAAGACCGCGUGUUCCAGAGGAACUUCGAUUUCAAACUAAACAGCCAAGCCGUGAAGAAUUCCCGGAACAUCAUGAGGAUGAAUCAGAUGAGGCUGAGCAGAAGCGAGGACAGCCUCAACGAGCUACAUGCAAAGGAAAAAGUCGACAACGCCAAGUAUUCCCCACGAUGCAAACCGAUCGUUCCUCGCGUUAAAGUCCAGGAGACGAUGUCCAACGACCAGUACAGCUCCGACGACGAGUACAACACGGACCUGAACAACGAACAUUUCGACUCGAUGAGCUCGAAGAGUUGCUACAGCAUCACCACGGAGGCGAAUUGCGACUUCGAUUUCUUCCAAUCGGACUCCAAUCGGCGCGACAUCGUCGACGAUCAGGGAUACUACAUCAUCAACAACGUGAACAACAAGCCGGUGAUAACGUCGGUGAAGCCGGUGCUGGAGAAGGACAACGUCAAGGAGGAGCUGAGGAAUUUUAGGAUAAGGAGAUCGAAUUCGAAGAGAUCGUUAGAGAACUUCCAAGCGUUCGUAGAAGAGGAGGAGAACAUGAAGAACAAAUCGAACGGCAAGUUCGGCUUGCAAAGAUCGAAUUCGUACGUGACCCUCGAAGACAAACGUGCUAAAGCGUUCAACGACAAGUACUUCAGGAGCAGUUGCAAGGAGACGACGGCAUCUCCGCAGAUCCACGUGUACAGGCAACGAGUCAAGUCCGAAGAGUACCUGCCCAAUACGACCACCGUCUACAUUGAAGACGCGGGAUUAAGUUGUUUCGGCGGGAAUUGCACGGAUGAAUGCGGCGUGAAGUGCGUACACAGCAUACCGGAUUUGAAGAAAGUUUUUAUUUCUGAAUAUAUUUAAUGUGUAUGUAUUAUGUUAUGUAUACGUAUGUGCAUCAUUUACCAUUUUACGAUUUGUAAAUAGUAUUAAGUAUAUAAUUGUUUUUUUGAAACGU
Phyllotreta striolata is the source of this 2936-nucleotide messenger RNA. NCBI's taxonomy places the organism in Eukaryota, Metazoa, Arthropoda, Insecta, Coleoptera, Chrysomelidae. The record is from the annotation of a GenBank genome assembly.